Molecule: messenger RNA, 1306 nt
Organism: Sinocyclocheilus rhinocerous
Lineage: Eukaryota; Metazoa; Chordata; Actinopteri; Cypriniformes; Cyprinidae
Product: protein ccsmst1-like
Exons: 2
Coding region: 124-546 (140 amino acids)
Source: RefSeq, a predicted model, not a curated record
UGUCCUCCCGGGCAGAGUUUACAGUGGCGCUCGUUAUAUGACCGGGGAGAAUCACGCCUGUUAUCAACGAGUAUAGAAGACCAGUCAGUAUAAGUUGUUUGCUGUUAUGAAGAAACCCUCAAGAUGUCACAAGUCCGCGUGCAUUUAUCACGGUUUUCUUUAGGCCACAAUGUUUUUACAAGCCGAAGUCAUGCGAAUUUAAGACCAUGUGUCACAAGGAUGCUGUCCCUGACAUCACAGCUUAAUGCAAAACCCAGAAAACCUCCAGAUGAUGAUAAUGAAGCAUUCAAACCCAUCCAGUUCUCAACCAGCAAAGCCAGCCACCGAACCUGGAAAGUGGACCGUUCGAUGGGCAGCACUUACCAGCGGCCCUGGUGGAAAGUUCUGCCCGUCAGCAUCAUUGGAGUGGGCUUCGUCGUCUGGUGCAUGUUCAGGAGAGAGAGCGAGAUAGACGAGUCUCUGGAGAAAAACCUCUAUGAACAUUUACCAGGACUGCUGGCCGAUGAAGAGCAGGAGGAAGUCGGCAUCAAAAACAAACCCUCAUAGUGGCUUAAAAAGGGACAUUUUCAAUUUGGAAUGUUUAUUUAUCGUUCAGAAGUAAAAUGUUUUCUCCAUGCUGAGAAUCCUCAAAUCAACCGUCCACAUUCUGUGCUCUUGAAAGUGUUUGUAUUGAACUGGAUCAUUGUAGCUGGGUUUAAAUCGAAGAUUGUAAAGUCAGUGGCGUUGUAUUGAAAGCAUAAUGGAGAAACUUCGGAAUUGUAAUUUUGGGGUGACUGCUAGUUUAUAAAUAAUGUCAUCAGGGAACCAUUAUUGGACACACUGAAAGUCAACAUUGAGAACAUACUUUAAAGUGAUACUGAUAGUGAGCUGUAAAAUAAACUCAUUUUAGCAUUACAUAAUCAAAGGGGGCAUGUAAAAAUGUACUUGAUAUGGUUUACAUACCAUAGACAGUGAAACUUAAAUUUCUCAUUACAUUAUGCAAGUCAAACUAAAAAUAGGGGAAAUACUUUGCACUGCUCCUAUUUAAAAAAAAAAAACAUGAUACGAGAUGUGAAAAUUAAAGGGUUGCAAAAAGGUUUGCUUUUCCUCCUGAGACUAUUAUUUUUUUUUUUUUUAUCAACAUGCUUUAGUCAUUAUUAGGACCUAGAUCGCAUUUAAUCAAACUUUGUAUAUAUCAUCAAGUUAGCAAGUCUUCUGUGUUGGAAAGACUCAAUUUACAGCUUAAAGUUAAAACACCGUGGCAUCUUAAACCCUACUGAACACAAAAUGAACGGCAAGAAACAUUGAGGUAGUGGAAAGUUUAUUU